ACGCUACAGGUACCCACGGCUCCCUGCACGCUUCCAGAUCCAACCCGGAGAUCGAUCUCAUUCACCCGAUGCCGAUAUGCAGGUGUCAUGCGAGCACUUAGAAAUGAGCAGCAGGAACAGGGAACGUGCCGACAAGGCGGCGACCCGAUCUUGUCUCACAGCCGGUGCCAGUGUGACGAUGAUUCGAUCACAAGGCUGUAGCCUGGCUGGGAAGGAUGCUGACCUACCAGAGAGCACAGACGGAAGCGUAGCUUUACCGACGUAAUGACUCCGUCAAGGUACGUCAGUCUGACUGCAUUCUGUCUCCUAACCAUUGGACUGCGGAGGGUAGCUGCGGUGCGCGGGUAUAUGAAGUUGCUGGAGACGCGCUGGAAGUAUCUUUAGUUUCCAAGCAACAACGAAUAUCAUCCACACACAACAAAUAAAUCUAUAACAACCACUCCAUCACAAUGGCCGACAACAACAACCCAGGCAACUUCGCCAACCGCCCGAAGGAAGACGUCCAGGCUGCUGCCUCCAAGGGUGGCCAGACCGGUACCGAGAACUCCGGCUUCGCCAGCAUGCCCAAGGAGAAGGUGCAAGAGAUUGCAUCCAUGGGCGGCAAGGCCAGCUCAGGCUCGUUUGAGAAGGGCAGUGAGAAGGCGAAGGAGGCCGGCCGCAAGGGUGGCUCAGCCACUGGCGGCUCGUCUGAUGAUUAGAUGUUUCGUUGCUGCAACGGCAUCAUGAGGCAU
Messenger RNA from Baudoinia panamericana UAMH 10762, 731 nucleotides. RefSeq lists its product as uncharacterized. Bases 450 to 698 code for a protein of 82 amino acids. The transcript is spliced from 3 exons. Lineage: Eukaryota; Fungi; Ascomycota; Dothideomycetes; Mycosphaerellales; Teratosphaeriaceae. The record is from RefSeq and is a predicted model, not a curated record.